Messenger RNA from Pocillopora meandrina, 6563 nucleotides. The record is from the annotation of a GenBank genome assembly. NCBI's taxonomy places the organism in Eukaryota, Metazoa, Cnidaria, Anthozoa, Scleractinia, Pocilloporidae.
AUGAACGCUCCAGCAACUUGCUGCAUAGCAACAAGCAGGUUGAGCCUGCGGACGGUCGGUGUAUUUACCCAUGGGAGCAAGAUGGGAAACAAGAUGGCGGGAUGGAUUUCCGCGUACACUGGUUUUGCAGGCAAUCUUGUUCGCUUGCCAACGGUGGAACAACUCUCUCCGCGUGUCUUACGUAUCCUGGGAUGUAAUCCUAGCCCCAUGACACUCCAAGGAACAAAUACCUAUCUUGUCGGGACAGGAAAAAGGUGAUAGCUUCCCGCGAAGAUAAGCCUGGAUAAGCUAACGUUAACCCUUUUUACACCUUGACAUCAGUAUGCAUAUUCUCCAUACCGUCUCCAUCCAUUUUCUAAAGUGUUGGCAGGAAGAAUUUGUUCAACAAUCGAGAACUUCCUAGGUUGGAGAUCGUUUCCUUUUCAUGUGACCUUAAUGUUGGAUUCAUAUAUGUCAGGGAUGAUGAUAUGAAUAUGAAAACGAUCAUCGCAGUAAUGAACACUAUUUAAGUAGAAGUGCAAACAGUGCUGUUUAAAAAACGAAUAGGGUACUACACCGGUAUCAUAGAAGUCAUGGGUUGAAAUCCUGUACAGGCCUGAAUUUUUAUCAGGCCUUAUUUUCUCCUUUGCUUAAAUAGGGUUUAUUACUGCGAAGAUCGCUUUCAUAUUAAUUUCUUAAACAGCAAUGCACAUAUAUGAUUUUCAUAAAUUCACAGUCAAGGAUGAUAUGGUGAGAAUAAAUCAUAUUUUAUUCUCCUAUCUCCGAAGUAGAUUUUGGUCACUCUUAAGGGUCAAAGGAGCUUAAUCCUGAUUUUUUUUAGUCAUAUCAAUAGCACACUAUUUUCGUGUUACUGUGUUAUUGUGUUUUGUAGUCAAGAUAUUCAGAUACCUCAUGUCCUUUAAUUCAAUCUAUUUACAUAUUUAAAUAUCUAUUUGCAAAUCCCUGAGACAAACAUGCAGAUCUGUAAAGUCAUUUAUUUUUAUCUCAAUUUCAUCAUCUUACAUCCUAUUCCACUGAAUUUUUUUUUAUUAUUUGCGAUUAUAUCUAUUCUUAUUGUUCACAAUGAUUUUGAAUACAUGAAUUAAUCGUGUUUUCCUAUAGUCGAGUAUUGAUUGACACAGGAAGUGGUGGUUCAACUGAAUACAUAGCGAAACUCAAAGAAGUAUUAUCAGAAAGUCGGUCUAGUAUUCAAGAGAUUCUCGUCACACAUUGGCACCCAGAUCAUGUGGGAGGAGUUGUUGAUGUUCUUAAGUGCUUAGAUAAUUCAGGUUAGUUUAAUUAAGGAGAAAUUCUGUUAGUUUAAUUAAGGAGAAAUUCUGUCUUGGUCAAUCAUGCAGUUAAAAGAGAUGACCAGGAAUCCAGUCUGAGUAACUGCUUCUGGGAGUCAAGGCAAUACAGUAGUUGACUGAUUAUAUUGUUGAAUUACUUCAUGCAGUAGGCCGGUCAUCAAUUUAUUCUAAGAACCAAACAGAACAAUGUCAUUAAAAACCAUGUGAUGUGGUUAGUGGUUUUUUUUACACAAAUGAUGUGAAUUCUCACAAAUAGGAUAGGAACGUUAAGUCGUUGAAAUUGAAAAAAAACUGAUAUAUGUUACAUUAUAUAAAAGAAGUAAUAUUAAGAGGAACCAAUAAAUUAUGGCUGUUCUUACACUUACAGGUCAUGUGAAAAUUUCAAAGCUUCCACAAGAGGGUGUUGCUGAAGAGAUCAUUGGCACUACUGAGCAUAGGUACAAUUACCUCAAAGAUGGAGAUGAAAUUGUGACAGAAGGAGCAACAUUAAAAGUUUUCCACACCCCUGGUCAUACUACAGACCACAUGAUACUUUAUCUGAAAGAAGAAAAUGCUGUCUUUUCAGGAGACUGUAUCUUGGGUCAAGGUACCACUGUAAGUACAAUGUUAUAUACUUAUAGACUUAGCGGGAGGGCCAGAUGAGAAAUUAUUUAGUUCAAGGUUAUGGUGUACUGACCAAGUGCAGCAAGGACAGUGGGUCUGAUGACUGAGAGCCAAAUAUUUUCCUAUCCAGCCCGACCAAACUCAAUCAGUAGGCAUUUUAUCACUUGACCACCAAGUGUUGAAAAUUUCUAAAGUUUUGUGUCAACCUAAAUAGGAUUCACUUGCAUACAAAAGAAGGGUGCAUAUUGGAUAACAACUGAAAAGGUUCUGCAGUAAAAACUCUUCUUUCUUUUCUUUGAGUUAGAAUAAGGUACUGAUAAUUCACUGAGAGAAGCCCGACUCAUUUUUUUUAAAAUUAAGGUAAAGUCCACAAUAUCAAUCCAUGUUCUCAGGAAAUUCAAAAGAGCCAUUUGAAUUCAGGGCUGGAUGACUUUUCCAGACUGGUUCAUGUCAACCUGUCCAGCCAUGUAACAGUUAUAAAAAUUUUCUUCAGACUAGAACCCAAAUCACGUAUUAAAUAUGAGGUACAGCUAAGCCUCCUGUAAGCAGUCACUUUUAGGGACACAAAAACUGUUUCCUAUAACCCUCUUACUCCCAUAAGUGACCAAGAAAGAAUUUCUCUUUCAUUAUCAAUGCAAUAUCAAGUCAAGAAGACAAGUAAUUUAAACAAUGAAAAAUAUCAGUUUGGGGAUUAUUAGUGAUCCAUAACAAAUACUCCAAACUAACAUUAUAGGAUUGUAUUACAGACAGUAAGGAGAAUUGCUAAUGAGAUCUUAGGGCUGAAAGGUUAAGAAAGGUUCACAAAGGAAAGGUUGGGCAUGGUAAAGUUUUCAGUUUCUCAAUUGUAAAUAAAGUUAAAUAAUUUUAACCCUUUAACUCCCAUGAGUAACCAAGACAGAAUUUCUUCUCACAAUAAUAUAUAUAUUUAACCAGAUAAAAGUGGAGAAUUUUUUUUUAAAGAAAAAAUAUAAAUUAGGGGGAUAAUUUGCUACUAGAAGACUAAAUUCUCUGAACUAACACUCGAGUAGUGCACUGACCACUGGACUACUAAAUAUAAAUUAGGGGAUAAUUAGUUGAUCCAGUACUAAAUUCUCUGAACUAACACUAUUGUAAGAAUUAUAUGGUUGAUAGUAAGGAGAAUCACAAAUUUGAUAUGGGAGUUGAAGGUGUAAGAAAUGUGAUUUGCAUUAUAAAAAAAAAAGAAAAAAACUUUUGAAUCAAGAUACAAAAUUUAACAGUGUGUGUGAAAUCAAAAACAGCAACACAAAGAGUGUUUCACAAGAAAAUACAAGAAAAUUUGGAAGACGAAUCAAGCAGGCAGUAUUUUUUUUCCCCAAGCAUUCUUUAAUUUGUGUCUGACUUAAAAGGAACUUUGUAAAAGACAUUCUCUGAGCUAACAUCAUAAGAAUUUUAUGGCAGACAAUAAGAAGCAGAAAAUGAUGAGAAUAAGGAAAGAUCAAUUGGUGAGUUUGAAAGUUGAUUUGACAGUUAAAAAGUUGAAACAAUGAGAUCUUUGAUAAAAAGUUGAAAUAACUCUUUGGAGAAAUGAAACUUCUACUAAAGGAUACUCAAUUCAGUGCAGGAAAUUGAUUGUAGUUUCAAAUUUGCUGUAAUGCCAUCAUAUUGGUCAACUUGCCAAUCUUUUUCAAAUGAUUUCAGGUAUUCGAAGAUCUUUACACCUACAUGAAAUCCCUAGAAGUCAUCUUGAACUUGUCUCCAGAUCUUAUCUACCCUGGGCAUGGUCCAGUUAUAGAGGAAGGUGUGACAAAAGUCAAGGAGUAUAUUGAACACAGAAAUGCAAGAGAAAAACAGGUACAUGAAGUCCAUUUAACCCUUUGAACCCUAGGAGUGACAAGCAUCUAAAUUCUCCCCACAAUAUCACCCCUAAUUCACAUAUCAGGGUCACAAGAAGAAAGGAAAUGAUCACAAACUAAUGAAGCUCUUGAUUAGUAAACAAAUUCUCUUUGUCUUCUCUUUAGAAAAUGUACAGAGAACAGUAUAGAGAAUAUUCAUACUGUUAUUUGGGUGUAAAGGGUUGAACAAUUUUGGUGGCGGUUGACCAGUCUGCAGAGUACCGCAGAACUCAACAAGAUCUUGAGCAUGCAAAGGUUAUUCUGCCACAUGAAAAAGUAUGUUAAGAAAGAAAAAAAUUGCAGGUUCAUCUGCCAUACUCUGCAGACAGGGCAGGUAAAGUCUCUGAAAGGUUUAAAUCCAAUUUAAAUGCAAGUUUGUUGAAUCAAAUAUAUUUAUAUUGGUGUAGAGUAGUUAACCAACUUCAGAGGAAGCUCUCCCUGAAGAGCUUCAAGUUUUAAUCAAGCCCUGUGACAGUCAUUCCUUUCUAGAGAAAACUCAGAACCAGUAUUUGGUGGUUGUUGUGCUGUUAAUUUGGACCAGAAAGUUCAUUAGCUGAGCAUGAGAUACACUGUUGUUUCAAAGGCUGAAAGCAGUUUCUGUUUGAAAUACGAUCGUUUGAUAUGUGUUGUGUUUUGAUUUUAGAUCCUUCAAGCCAUAGGAGAAAGCUUGGAAAAUCCAGUGACUGCAAUGGACAUUGUAAAGAAAGUUUAUGUUGUGAGUUUUUUUUAAAUGUAGACUGAACUAAUUUCUUUCAUAAUAACAUACUUUGCAUGGUACCUGUGGGACAAAAUGUAUUUUGCAAGACACAUAUUUGAUAUUCAAAAAAGGAAAUGGUGCCACUAGUUUUGAAGUCUCUAAUGAACACAUAUUCAAAAUUAAAUUAAAUUUAAUUCUGUGCACAAGCACAAUAAUACUGUUUAUGUUUAACCAAUCACCAAUGUAUGGCUUGAUUUUUUUAAGUUGUAUGUAUUAGUUCUCAAAAUUAUCUUUGUAUGGUAGUAUUAAGAAUUGUAUCCAUUUUUCAUUGUAGCAUGAAUGAGGAAUUUUUAAAUUUUCUAGACUUAGACUGUAUUUGUGGUAAAAAAUCCUUGGUAAUUUGGGGAAGGUUUGAGUUGCUGUCGGGUUAUCUAGGGUAAAAUUGUAGUAAAUGUAUGACAGAAAUCCAGGUAAAAUCCAUUUUGGUUAUAGAGUUAGGGCAAGGUUUGAAUUAGCAAGGGUAUGAGUUAUCUGGAUUUAACUGUACUCUCAAUUAAGAAACUUCUUUUUGAUUGUCUCCUUUAAAAAUUUACAAGGUUUUGAUUGAAUAGUUAUUGAAUAGUUUUUCUGGUCGUUAUCAAAUUGAUUUGUGUGAGUAUUUUAGAAUUGAAUUACAAAUUGUUGUCUUAAAUAAUGAUGGUAUACUUUCAAAGAUGUUCAAUUUCGUUAUUACUUUAUACAAUUCCUAUUUGUUUAUUAAAGUGAUCACACAUCUCUGACAGGAAACUCCAUGGCACCUUCACAGAGCAGCUGAAAACAAUGUCAACCAUCAUCUAACAAAACUGGAAAAAGAAGGACAUGUUUGUGAGUCUUAUUUAAUUAAAUCAUUGAAUCUUUUUAAAUGGCUUGAAUGACUGAGACAAUCCACACAACUCUGUAGAAAGAAAACCCAGUAACCCAUUUGCACCAAAGCUUUAACACGUUUUUGACCUGUUUUGUUAAACAUGGUUGAAGUUUCUUUUUCUCCAAAGAAAUGUAGCAAGUUGGAAAUGAAAGCUAGUGAUUACUUGAAUUCUAUGGAAAAUUCAGUUUUUCAGUUCACUGUUUCUGAUUUUUGUUUAGUUGAACCUAGUUUAAUUAACGAUGUUUAGCUGAUUACUCUUAAUUAUCAUUUGCAAUUUCUUUUAGACUCAAUUGACUCAAGCAGUGGGAAAAGAUGGAAGAGCUCUCUGUAAACCUGUUCUGUUGAAAAGAAAAUCAAGUCUGCCUCUUGACAUUUAGUGGCAAAAAAUGGAUUUCUGCACUGAUUCAAGUCAAUCCUAAUUUUAGUCAGGCCAGAUCUCCAGAGAGAAGCUCUAUGGUCUGUUGAUUGUUCAGGCCCUCUCUUCUCUUUUGACAGCAAAAGCAGACAUAAAAGCCCCCACAAUGCUACCCCACUCUUUUAACUCUAUUGAAAUGCAACCCGUUUACUGUCAAUCCAGUCAUGAAAAUGUGACCCCAUCCAAUGGUAAAUCCCAUUAGCCUAUUGCAAGGUUGUAGCCCCCCAGCCUAAGAUGUACUUUCACCACAAGGUAACCACCAAAGUUCUGGGGAAGAAUAUGGAGGCUGUAUUUUGCAUCUGUGAAGUAAUUUACCAGUCAGAGAUCUCUCAAAUUACAUUGCUGAGACAAAGAGUAAAUUAUAAAUUAAAUGUGUUGAUUUAAAGGAUUGUUUUAAAAUGAUAAAAUAAUGGCGUCACAAAUAAUACACAUGGCAAAAUAUUUCAAGACAAGUAAUUAACAAUUACUCUAAAUUUAUAUUUUGGCAAUAGUAUUUUCAGUUCUCUGGGUGUGUUUCUUUCUUCAUAUUUAAUUAUAUCAUUCUAGAUAAUAUUAUAUGCUCUGUAAAGUACUUUUGUUUGUAAAUUGCAAGGAAGAUUUUUGAAAAAAAUCUCCAUUAUGAUUAAUGUUUGAUGUAAACUAAGAGCAACAAGAGGAGAUGAACAUGCAAGGAUAAUAGAAAUUACUUAUUUUUUCAAUUUGUAUCAAUUACUAAAUUAAGCCUCAGAUAUCAGACAGUUUUUGCUCAUAGAAGAGGACUGUACUUGUAUUAAAAGAGAUUGUAUGUAAAUAAAUCUGUAAG